UGGCCGCAUACAUAGGCCGGGGCCUCGGUGACAGGUGCCUGGGAUCGGGGCUCAUUGCCGUCCAUUAUAAACACAUAGGUACCGGGUCAGGACAGUGAUUACCCCUCCACCUAUGCAGCCUGGUGCCCCCUGUUAUCAGCCAUUUCUGACUGGUAGAUGCGGACGGUAGGUGGUGAUUGUUUCUGCGGGUUGUGGCCACUAAUAAGGUGAAGAUGCUGCACUGUCUGGUGAAUGACUCCAGGGUGGGGUCCUUGCUGUCAAUCUUCCUGCUUCUUCUGGGAUGUGCCACUGCCUCUGAAAUUACCUUUGAGCUACCCGAUAACGCCAAGCAGUGCUUCUAUGAAGACAUCACUCAGGGAACCAAGUGUACGCUCGAAUUCCAGGUCAUCACCGGUGGCCAUUAUGAUGUGGACUGCCGGCUUGAAGACCCAGAUGGGAUAGUGCUGUACAAGGAGAUGAAGAAACAAUACGAUAGCUUCACUUUUACAGCCUCACGCAAUGGAACGUACAAGUUCUGCUUUAGUAACGAGUUCUCAACUUUCACGCACAAGACUGUCUACUUUGACUUCCAAGUUGGAGAAGACCCACCACUCUUCCCCAGCGAGAACCGGGCCACUGCCCUGACACAGAUGGAAUCUGCUUGUGUUUCAAUCCACGAAGCUCUGAAGUCGGUCAUCGAUUACCAGACACACUUCCGCUUAAGGGAGGCGCAAGGCCGCAGCAGGGCAGAGGAUCUGAACACCAGAGUAGCCUAUUGGUCCAUAGGGGAGGCUUUAAUUCUCUUAGUUGUAAGCAUUGGACAGGUGUUUCUUCUUAAAAGCUUCUUCUCCGACAAAAGAACAACCACAACACGCGUUGGAUCAUAACCCAGAAUUAUCGGAUGAUUUUCUUUCUUUAUACACUGUUGUCCCAAAUUCAAAUGUUUUUUUUUUUUUUUUUCAUUUUUGUUUUUCCUUUUCCUGAUACCAGUAAGGAAAAAAAUGUAUAUAUUGCUAAACUUUAGUUUUACCUUUUAAACGCCACCAUAGCCAUCCCCUGAAAAAAUAAAAUAAAAAAAAAUAAAAAAUGGUGUUAUGACACUAUUUUUUUUUAACUGUUUGAGGGAUAUUUUAUUUUUUUUUUGCAGAGGGGAUUUGGAUUUUGAGGUUGGACAUUCAUCUUUAAUGUUAAUAUAUUUCCCUCUGAAAGAUGAUCUGUCCACUCGAUUUUUUUUUUUUAUGGUUACACUAAGGGUCCUUACACACAUGAAUUUGGCUCUGGCUUUUUUUCACCAGUAAAAAACCCUGAAUAAGCUCAUGCGUUUUUAAUUUUAUUUUAUUUUUUAGUUUUUUCCUAUAGUCAGAGAUGUAAAAACGCCAGAGCUACAGCAUGUUGCAUUUUUUUGGGGGAAAAAUGGCAAAAAAACACCACUUUUAAAGCCUAGUUCACACAGUCUGUGUUUGUUUGGUCAAUGAUUGUGAGCACCUGCUCUGUGUUUUUGACCCAGGUGUGGGUGUUCUGGCUCAGAAUCGCUCAUGUGUGAACUAGGCCUAAUGAACUAAAACGACAGUAGCAAAUUAAACACGUAUGGCCUGCGUUUUUACAGAAAAAAAUGCUGCAAAAAACAGGUGUGAAAAGGCAUAAAAACUCCAUCCGAAACUUGUGUGUAAAAGCAACCUAAGGCCUCAUGCACAUGACCGUAUGUAACUUGCGGUCCUCGAAACACGGAUCCGCAAAAAAUACAGAUGACGUUCAUGUGCAUUCCAUAUUUUGCGGAGCGGAACAGCUGGCCCCUAAUGCAACAGUCCUAUCCUUGUCCGUAAUGUGGACAUUUUUUUCGGAACAUACAUAUGGAGAUGGAAUGCACACAGAGUUUUUUUUAUUUGCAGACCAAUUGAAAUGAAUCGUUCCGCAUGCGGUCUGGACAAGGAAAGCAAAUACGUUUGUGUGCGUGAGCCCUAAUGCACAUUCAUGAGUGUUCAGUGGGCAGCUUUAGGAGCUUAAAAACAUCGGCUAGUCAAUAAUUGGGCUCCAUGCAUGUGCACGUUUUGCUAAGCCGAGUAUGCAUGUGUCCUGAACAGGGACAGGUGAUAAAGGUGUUACCAAACACGCCUGGCAGUGGCUUAUUUCCCUGAGAAUAGAAGGAUUGGACAUUUGAAAUCCAGCUUCCUGACCCUGAUCUUCCCAACAUCUGCAGAAGACACUAGGGCUCAUGCACACGGCAUGUAAGUCCGUUCCGCAGCCCCGCAAAAAAAUAGAACAUGUCCUAUUCUUGUCAGUUUUGUAGACAAGGAUGGAACAUUUCUGCAGGAGUAAAAAAGAAAAAUGGCAGCAUGCACUUGGCUGGUAUCCGUGUUUUGUGGAACCACAAGUUGCGGACUGCAAAACACUUACGGUCGUGUACAAUGAGGCCUUAUAUGGUUGGCUGGUCAAACUGAAAUUGGUUCUGGCUGACACCUAUCCGAUGUGUAUGGCCAGCUUAAGUGCACAUGAUUGGUUAGUUUAGCUUAUUUGGCCUACCUAUGAGAAUAAAUGAUCUGCAACUGUUGGGUAUACAGUCUAAAUGCUUUUUGGGGUGAGGGUUUGUGUGUUGGUUUUUGUUUAUUUUUUUUAAUUGAUUUUGGAUUUCUAAAAAGCUGUUCCUUUACUUCCAUGUAACUCGCCACAAAUGUAAAACUUCCCUACAGAUCUGUCGAGCACUCUGUUUUUCAUUAUCAGGAAAGGGGUUAACGCUCAAAAAUAAUAAAGGGAGUCAUUUGUCAAGCCCCUGUGCCAGAAAA
Messenger RNA from Bufo gargarizans (Asiatic toad), 2759 nucleotides. It is a transcript of the gene TMED7, whose product is annotated as transmembrane p24 trafficking protein 7. The transcript has 4 exons. The coding region runs from base 213 to 866 and encodes 217 amino acids. NCBI's taxonomy places the organism in Eukaryota, Metazoa, Chordata, Amphibia, Anura, Bufonidae. Gene Ontology annotation, cellular component: Golgi apparatus; endoplasmic reticulum; COPII-coated ER to Golgi transport vesicle. The record is from RefSeq and is a predicted model, not a curated record. Gene Ontology annotation, biological process: intracellular protein transport; endoplasmic reticulum to Golgi vesicle-mediated transport; Golgi organization.